AGUGUGAAGUACAAACAAAUUGAAAUAUGUGCUUUAAAGGGGUCCACAGUGUUUAUUAAUAGCACUUACACAUACCCAGCAUGGCUGGAAGUGAAAGAGGAAUUUUGGGUUAAAGAGCCAUUCAAUACAAUUCAGGACACACCUGUAUAUUGCAGACCCACUAAUGACUCAGGAAGGGUUCAGUGUUAUGUAGAUAAACAGCAACACUUCUCCCUCAAACUGAUUAAUGUAACAAAGGAGGAUGAACAUGACUACCGCUUCAGAAUCAAAACAAAUGUAAUCAAUCAAAAAUGGCUGGGAGAUCCUGUUAAGAUCAGUGUCACAGAGCUCCAUGUGAACACUCCUCCUGAAGUGACAGAGAGAGAAACAGCAGUUCUGAACUGUACAACCACCUGCAGUCUGUCUGACAGUCCAACAUUCAUCUGGUACAAAAAUGGACGUCCUUUAUCCUCCAGUACAAACCCACUCCACCUGCAGCCAGUCAGCAGUGAGGAUGCAGACAGUUAUAUGUGUGCUGUAAGAGGAUAUGAACAUCUCCCCUCUCCUGCUCAAACUCUCACUGUCAGAUAUUCUCCAAAGAAUGUGUCAGUGUCCAUCAGUCCCUCUGGUGAAAUAGUGGAGGGUAGUUCAGUGACUCUGACCUGCAGCAGUGAUGCCAACCCACCUGUGCAGAACUACACCUGGUUUAAAGAAGGAGGAACCUCACCUGUAGGAUCUGGACAGACUUACAGCAUCAUCAGCAUCAUGGCUGAACACACUGGUCUGUACUGCUGUGUAGCUCAGAAUGAACAUGGAGCUCUCAAUGGAACUGUGACCAUCACACUCAGCAAGCUCUAUCCUCCAAAGAAUGUCUUGGUGUCCAUCAGGCCCUCUAGUGAAAUUGUGGGGGACAGUUCAGUGACUCUGACCUGCAGCAGUGAUGCCAACCCACCUGUGCAGAACUACGCCUGGUUUAAAGAAGGAGGAACCUCAUCUGUAGGAUCUGGACAGACAUACAACAUCACCAUCAGCUCUAAUAGCAGCGGCUGGUAUUACUGUGUAGCUCAGAAUGAACACGGGAUGCUGAAAUCAGCUUCCAUAGAUGUCACUUUAAAGGUUCUGUAUCCUCCAAAGAAUGUCUUGGUGUCCAUCAGGCCCUCUAGUGAAAUAGUGGGGGACAGUUCAGUGACUCUGACCUGCAGCAGUGAUGCCAACCCACCUGUGCAGAACUACGCCUGGUUUAAAGAAGGAGGAACCUCAUCUGUAGGAUCUGGACAGACAUACAACAUCACCAUCAGCUCUAAUAGCAACAGUGGAGAAUACACAUGCCAAUCCAGUAAUGACCAUAGACAUGGGCCUCAUUCAGUAACACUAAAUGUUUUGUAUCGUCCAAAGAAUGUGUCAGUGUCCAUCCGUCCCUCUGGUGAAAUAGUGGAGGGCAGUCCAGUGACUCUGACCUGCAGCAGUGAUGCCAACCCACCUGUGCAGAACUACAAUUGGUUCAAGGAGAAAACAUUAUUAGGAAAAGAAAGCACACACAUUAUUCCUAAUAUCAGCUCUGAGGACAGUGGAGAAUACAAGUGCAAGUCCAGUAAUGAACAUGGAUCAAAAUACUCAUCUGUAAUACUGAAUGUUAUGUAUCCUCCAAAGAAUGUAUCAGUGUCCAUCACUCCCUCUGGUGAAAUACUGGAGGGAAGUUCAGUGACUCUGACCUGCAGCAGUGAUGCCAACCCACCUGUGCAGAACUAUAACUGGUUUAAGGAGAAAACAUUAUUAGGAAAAGAAAGCACACACAUUAUUCCUAAUAUCAGCUUUGAGGACAGUGGAGAAUACAAGUGCAAGUCCAGUAAUGAACAUGGAUCAAAAUACUCAUCUGUAAUACUGAAUGUUAUGUAUCCUCCAAAGAAUGUAUCAGUGUCCAUCAGUCCCUCUGGUGAAAUAGUGGAGGGUAGUUCAGUGACUCUGAUCUGCAACAGUGAUGCCAACCCAUCUGUGCAGAACUUCAACUGGUUUAAAGAAGGAAGAACCUCACCUGUAGGAUCUGGACAGAAUUACAGAGUUCUACAGAGUGGAUUCUACUAUUGUGCAGCUCAGAACCAUCAUGGAGCUCAGAAUUCAUCUACUGUGUCUGUCUUAAUAAAAGCAGGCUCUUCCAUCAUUCUUAAUAUAGCUGUCGGAGUAACAGUGUGUGGGCUCUCUGCUCUUCUUGUGCUGGCAUUCUGGAUGAGGAGGAAUAGGAGUAAGAGAAAGAAAUACCACAGUGCCUCUAAAAGGAGAGGGAGUGGAACAGCGCCAGGUUGUCGAGAGAGAGCGCUAUCCAAGAAUGCUGACCCUGAUUCUAUGGAUGAUGCAUACACAGCUCUUGAGUUGAAAGUCAGACCCUCUGAUAAUUUAUAUGAUGUACUUGCUACUGUUCACCCCUGUCCUGAUGAUUUGAACACAACCACCUGUCCUGUGUAUGAGAACAUCACAGUUUGCAACCUGGUAUUAUAGUGAACUUUGACUUGGGUUUCAUUGUCUCACCACACUCAUGUGUUCACUGAAGUUGACUGAAGUUGUAGAGGAAGGUGGAAUCUCUGGGUGUAGAAUCUCUCCGGCGGCCCGACCUGAUGUCCUUUCACUUAUAAUCACCACAAUGAUCUCACAACAUUGUCCAGCCGUACAUCAGGCCCAUCUGGUGCACAGCAGAAACACAACUGUGCAACACAAACAACUAUCCGCACCAAGAUAUGAUGAAGAGCACGCCAGCUACUUCAUUUGCAGCUAAAGGUUUUUUUUGUGUAUGUGUAUAACAGAUAUAAUAUAUAAUGUAUAACAGCUGGUCCUGAGAUAAAGCUGUGCUUCAGUCAAUCAGUCAUCACUGUAAUGUAUAUAUAUUUUGUACAUAAAAUCUCAUAGCAGUGAAAAGUUUCUCAUAGUCU
This is a messenger RNA of Electrophorus electricus (electric eel), 2900 nucleotides long. Lineage: Eukaryota; Metazoa; Chordata; Actinopteri; Gymnotiformes; Gymnotidae. The record is from RefSeq and is a predicted model, not a curated record.